UCAAAGACAGUAGGAAAAUCAAGAUGCCCAAUGCACAUUUCUUCAAUUAACACUCAUUCAACACUCUCCUAGGAGCUGACAGAUCCCUUCAACUAUCUUCACCUCCAAAAACUCGUCUCCCAGAAUACUUGUAUCGUUGACUGGAAACAGAAGGCUAGGUGAGGGGAUAGAUGAGGUAAGGAUGGCAGAGGGAGACGAGAGAUGGUGUGUUGUGACAGGUGGUAGGGGUUUUGCUGCACGGCAUUUGGUGGAAAUGCUCAUCCAAUCUGGAGAAUGGUUGGUUCGGAUUGCUGAUCUGGCCCCCUCGAUCAAGCUUGAUCCAUCUGAAGAGGAGGGAGUCCUGGGGGACGCUCUUCAAUCGGGAAGAGCAAUGUAUGUUUCUGCAGAUCUUCGAAACAAGGCCCAAGUGGCUAAAGCAUGUCAAGGGGCAGAAGCUGUUUUCCACAUGGCAGCUCCUGAUUCCUCCAUCAACAGCUACCAGCUUCAUUAUUCUGUUAACGUCGAAGGAACUAAGAAUGUUAUCGAUGCUUGUAUUGAGUGCAAAGUAAAGAGGCUCGUCUACACGAGCUCUCCAAGCGUGGUCUUUGAUGGUGUUCAUGGAAUACAUAAUGGGGACGAGUCAAUGCCUUAUCCUGAUAAGCAUAAUGAUUCUUAUUCAGCAACUAAAGCUGAAGCAGAAGCUUUGGUCAUAAAGUCAAACGGUAAGAAUGGGCUUUUGACAUGCUGUAUCCGUCCAAGUAGCAUUUUUGGUCCUGGUGAUAAGUUGAUGGUGCCAUCCAUAGUUGCAGCUGCAAGGGCUGGGAAGUCUAAGUACAUCAUUGGUGAUGGCAAUAACAUGUACGAUUUCACAUAUGUUGAAAAUGUGGCACAUGCCCAUUUAUGCGCUGAGAAAGCUCUAGCUUCAGAAGAUGCGGGUGCAGUGCGAGCAGCUGGUCAGGCAUAUUUUGUAACUAAUAUGGAACCGAUUAAAUUUUGGGAGUUCAUGUCAUUGAUUCUUGAAGGUCUUGGCUAUGAAAGGCCAAGAAUCAAAAUCCCUGCCCCUGUUAUGAUGCCAGUAGCAUACAUGGUGGAAUGGGUGUACAAGAUGCUGGCACCUUACGGGAUGCGUGUACCUCAGCUGAUACCUUCGAGAAUCAGACUUCUAUCCUGUAACAGAACUUUCAGUUGUUCAAAGGCAAAGGACCAGCUUGGUUAUAUGCCUAUCGUAUCACUUAAGGAGGGUCUGAAGAGGACGGUGGAGUCAUACUCACAUCUGAGAGCUGAACUACAUGUUAAAAGAAGGGACACUGAUCAGCCAUCUAAAGCUUCUAUAUACCUUGGAAGUGGAAAGGUUGCGGACACACUUCUAUGGAAAGAUAAGAAGCAGACGCUCACGACAUUGCUCGCGUUGAUUGCCAUUUAUUAUCACUUCUUUACACCUGGAUACACGAUCAUAACAGCUAUUGCGAAGAUUCUCAUGUGGGCAACUCUGUUCUUGUUCAUCCAGAGCAUUCUACCUGCAAAAAUAUUGGGAUAUAAACUUGAGAAAAUUCCUGCUUCGUGGUUCCAUUUCUCGGAAGAGAAGACACGGCGCAUUGCUUUGUCUCUGGGGUCCACUUGGAAUUCUGCGGUUGGUGUUCUAAAAGCUAUUUGCAGGGGGAAGGACUGGACGCUAUUCUUCAAGGUGGUUGUCAUCCUUUUGAUUCUCAACUUCCUUGGAAGAAUUUCAUUCCACAGCAUUUUUGUCACAGGAGUGCCCUUUGUCUUUGUAGCUUUCUAUGUUUAUGAGAAAAGGGAGGAAGAAAUUGAUGGGUUAGUCUAUCAAGCUCUCUCGUUUGCAUUGAAGCUGAAGUCUGAUGUCAUGAGAAAAUUUGUGACCUCCAAGCAAUCUGCUGCGGCUCAGUAAUUGGAUUUCUCCAUGGGGCAUGUGAGGUUCUCUAAUCCCACGUGCACCUACCUCUCUCAUGUACGCCUACGUGCAGGCUAACGUGUGGGACAUCCAAUCUUUCCAUCAGUUGGGCCCCACUAUAAAAUGCCCUAAUUCAUAGUUCAGGCAGGCACACCCAUUGGGUGGGCCACGGGUCUAAAAGAAAUACAUGCUGUCGGAUGAUAUUCAGGUACUGUCACACACCCACUAGUGUGGGUACAGUUGUUGGGAGGGCUAGCCUUUUUCUUUGGACCCAUUUGCCGUGAUGGUGGGGAUUUCCUUAGUUGGGAUGUUGUAACAGGGGUUUGCACGUGGAUGUAGGAUUUGCAAACCUCUGGGUGGUGUCAUUGGCGUCUGGUCCCAUCUGCAACCAUGCUUUAACACAGUUUUAAAUUCGGAGGCGGUUGCAAAUGCUUUAGAUGUUGGUAUUGAGUACAGAGUUGCUUACUGCUCAGUGUGACACAUGUUUAACUUAUCCGUCCGUUUGCUUGUGGUCCGUCAUCGGUUCUGCCCGGUUCUUUGGACUGAGUUCUUUCCCCCACUAUGUUUUCCAAACACAUCCAUUUCUCAUUGUGUUAUUCUUUUUAUCUGAGACAGUUUAGAUUUCUGAUUA
Messenger RNA from Magnolia sinica, 2519 nucleotides. Its product is annotated as 3beta-hydroxysteroid-dehydrogenase/decarboxylase. The transcript is spliced from 14 exons. Gene Ontology annotation, biological process: steroid biosynthetic process. Bases 182 to 1885 code for a protein of 567 amino acids. Gene Ontology annotation, molecular function: 3-beta-hydroxy-Delta5-steroid dehydrogenase (NAD+) activity. NCBI's taxonomy places the organism in Eukaryota, Viridiplantae, Streptophyta, Magnoliopsida, Magnoliales, Magnoliaceae. The record is from RefSeq and is a predicted model, not a curated record.